Molecule: messenger RNA, 1048 nt
Organism: Megalopta genalis
Lineage: Eukaryota; Metazoa; Arthropoda; Insecta; Hymenoptera; Halictidae
Product: protein obstructor-E
Cellular component (GO): extracellular region
Molecular function (GO): chitin binding
Source: RefSeq, a predicted model, not a curated record
CCGACAGAACGAAUCAGGACCAGUUUCAGGCCUGCACUCACGUUAUAGCCACGUUCGUACGUGCUGCCGAGGAACCGGACGAAGAGCAACAGGCGCACGGUACCCGAACCGGAGGAACAACGGAGAAGGAGAACUGAAGAAGGACGAGACGAAGAGGAGACGGAGGAACGAGAGGAAGAAAAAAGAGGGUGUACGCCGGCUGUGUCGUCGUUGUCGUCGUCGAGUUAAGGGUUGGAGAAGGAACGAGGGACCAUGUACCAUCGUGUGUUCGUCCUUUUGUUGGUCAGUGCGGUGACCUUGAGCAGGGCACAGUUUCGGUGCCCGGAACCGAAGGGCUUCUUCCCGGACCAGGAGCAAUGCGACCUCUACUACGUCUGCCUCGACGGCAAAGCGGAAGAGAAGCUCUGCAAGGAUGGCCUCGUGUUCAGGGACGACAACCCGAAGAAGGAGCUCUGCGACAUACCCGCGAACGUGCCCUGUGGAGAACGAACCCUUCUUCAGGAGCCACAGGCAACAAAAGGCUGUCCCCGUGCUAACGGCUACUUCAAGCACGAGGACCCGAAUUCCUGCGACCGUUUCGUCAACUGCAUAGACGGCGUCGCUCAGAUUCUGCCCUGUCCGCCCGGCUUGAUCUACGAGGACAAGAUGUCGAGCUGCGUCUGGCCAGCAGACGCCAGCAGACUCUGCGAGAACGUGAAGAGGGACGUGCUCGACGAUGGCUUCGUCUGCCCCGACGGAGACGUCGCGGGACCACUCGGCAGGAUCCUGCCGCACCCCACCUAUCCUCAUCCCGAGGACUGCGCUAAGUUCUACAUCUGCAAAAAUGGCGUCGUGCCGCAGAAAGGACAAUGCGAUAGUGGCACUGUGUACAGCGAGGACAGCUUCAGAUGCACCGAACCGGAGAACGUGCCGGGAUGCGAGGAUUACUACAAGAACAAGAAUUAAGUAAAGACAAGGUGUCAGUUACUCAGCGGUGCAUCUGUAACGCUUAAUAUUGUUUUUUUUUUAUACUUAGGAACAAUAAACACCCGUGAUACACUUACGUAAA